AGUCAUCAUUGUCAGAUUUUUUGGUUGUGCUUUAUCAUUGAUGAGAAAUAUUUAUCUUUCCAAAAUAAAAAAGCCCAGAGCGAGGUGAAAAGCCGGAAAAACGGAAUUUUUGCUUGUUACGAUUUCUUUAUUAUUUGAGACUGUUUAGGUUUAUUUAAAGUGUUCCUGACAAAAUGAAGGUUACCCUGAAAAAUUUACAGCAACAAAGUUUUGUUGUGGAGAUAGAGGCCAGCCAAACUGUCAAGCAGCUGAAGCAGAAGAUCGAGUCUGAAAAGGGGACCGACUAUCCGUCCGAGAACCAAAGACUUAUUUACGCAGGCAAAAUCCUCACAGAUGAAACUGCGUUAUCAGAAUACAAUAUUGAUGAAAAGAAAUUUGUUGUUGUUAUGGUCACUAAACCAAAAGUUGCGGAAAAAACCGAGUCUGGAGAUUCGGGCAACAGCAAAACAAGCACACCUGCUCCAGCCCCAACUCCAGCAGCAGCAACUAAAACCCCAUCCCCUACAACUCCUUCUACUCCAACUCCAAUUGCCGCAGUUCCAACUCCAGCUGCUCAGCCAACAGUCACCGACACACAAUCUGAUGUAUCCAUAAGCAGUGCCGCAGAAUCCACCCUGUUAAUGGGCGAAGAAUAUGAAAAUAUGGUUAAGAAUAUUAUGGAUAUGGGUUAUGCCAGAGAUCAAGUCGAAUCAGCGCUUAGGGCUAGUUUCAAUAAUCCGGAUAGGGCUGUGGAGUAUUUGAUCACUGGAAUACCACAGAUAUAUGAGUCGGAGGUAAGUGAAUCUACCGACAUGUCUGGCGUAGACCAGAGCCAAUCUGACGCGGAAGACCCAUUAGCCUUCCUAAGGACUCAGCCCCAAUUCCAACAGAUGCGACAAGUAAUCCAGCAGAAUCCUCAGCUACUCAAUGCGGUGUUGCAACAAAUCGGCCAAACUAAUCCUGCAUUGUUGCAGUUAAUUUCGCAAAACCAAGAAUCGUUUGUUAGGAUGAUAAAUGAACCGGCGCCUGGGGCUACUCCUGCUGCAAAUCCUCCAAGUACCGGUGCUUCACCUGUAACAGGGGGAGCUCAACCUGCUCCGGGCAAUCCAGUGGGAAUUCCAAUUCAGGUGAACCAACAAGACAAGGACGCUAUUGACAGGUUGAAGGCAUUAGGAUUCCCCGAGCAUUUAGUUGUACAGGCCUACUUUGCGUGCGAGAAGAACGAAAAUUUAGCAGCCAACUUUUUGCUCUCACAAAAUUUCGACGAAUAAGAAAUUGGCUUUGUCUUCUCCAUUUCAAGUAACACAGUUUCUCACAUUGCCCCGUAUUUCUAAUGAUUUUUUGUUGUUUUAUUAUGCGUUUUUAGAAGCAAAUUGAACUAAUUAGAGUAAGAUUUUGAAAACUAAUAGGCAUUUGAUUAUAAAAAAAACUUACUCUAUUAUUUGAAACAAUGUGUAUGUAUAUAGGCUCCUUCUAUUAUAAUU
This is a messenger RNA of Ceutorhynchus assimilis (cabbage seed weevil), 1463 nucleotides long. The record is from the annotation of a GenBank genome assembly. NCBI's taxonomy places the organism in Eukaryota, Metazoa, Arthropoda, Insecta, Coleoptera, Curculionidae.